CACUUCUAUCAACACUGUUUCAGAAUUUUCAGAUAUUAAUUAUUACAUUAUAUUUCGUUAAAGUUCUGUAAACAUUAUCAUAAUUAUGUGUUAUAAUCAUAUUUAUUACUACUAAUUAUUUUCUAAUAUUACUAGAAUUGUAAUGCAUUCAAUUCUGGAAAGAUACUGUUUGUUACUGAUGCAUAAUUUUUUUAAUAAUUGGUAAUCAAGAACCAAGGUUUUAUCAAAUUAUGCCAUAAUUACACGCACUGUCUUUUUGAUGGUUAAGACUAUUUCUAGAAAUUUAAUGAAUAACAAAGCUGUCCCGAUGCCUUUGAGCUUUCGAACACGUAGGACAACAUGUAUGACAUGUUGUCAGAGUUCCGCGUCUCUGAAUUCGAUUCUUUCGUGGAUAUAUUAAGGUUGACUCCUGGGGACCCAUUAAACAGAUUUGGUGAAAUGUGGUAUCCAGUGUUUCUGUGGUCUUUGUGCUCUUCAGUGUUUGUACAUACUUGUGCUGCCCUCGUCUCUUUCGGGACUCUAAGAAAACAUAAAUAUGGUAAAUUCUUUCCUGUUCUUUUAAUUGUGAUGGGUGUGGUGAAUCCAGUGACUGCAGGCGUGGUUAGUAGUGCUGCCAUCGCAUUUAUAUAUCGAGCUGCCGACUUAACUAUGCCCCCAAUACAUGCAAUGAUAUGGGGUAUUGGACAGACUGUUUUAGGAGCUGGUAUAGGAUUCACAAGAAUUUUAGCUACUCUGUAAUAUUAACAAAUAUAACUCCUGUUUACUCUGUAUGUAGUUAAUUAUGUUGCAAUAUUUAUUACCAUACUAGUGUAAUUGUAGUUUAAAUGAAUUGAAGGUCAAUUAUCAUAGAAUUAUGGUUAUGGAAAUUUUACAGGAAGGUGCUGAAAAUUGAUGUAUAAUUUCCUCUUUAAUAUUGUAAAAUAUGUAAUUGUGUAAUCUUGUAUAUGCUAUAUUCUAUUUGUUAUAGUUAAUAUGGAAUGUAAACUUUGAUACAUUUUGUAAAUACUUUCACACUUCAUUUCACAUCAUUUCAUAAUUUAUUCAGUUAUCUUAAUUUUCUCGGCACUAUGUGAUAGGUAAAGAGAAUUCAGAUAUGUGAAUAACCACAUCACAAUAAAAGCCUUGAUAAAUCCAUUCCCAAAUAUUAUUCCUAUAGGAGAAUUUCCUUCUAGUUAUCAUUAUGCUGUGAGAUACAACAUGGCAUAGUUCAAUAAGUUAGUGUAACUGUGGCCUAGCUAUAUAGGAGCAAAGUAUCUAAAGAAAACAGUCCGGAAAUAUGUAAAUAUGUGUAUUAUAGAUAACUAUAACAUAUAAUAUAUAAUUAAAUGACUGAUAUGUAACAAUCAAUACUUUAAAUGCAUUCCAUAUAAAUACACUGUAUAACUGUUUUAUGAUAAUAAAUAAUACAAAUUUCUUUCUCCUUGUCUACUAAGGGACUGGGCGAUAGUUUUUUUAUUUCAGUAUAACAAUACUGAUGUAUUAAAAUGUAUAUGUAUUGUCUAUAUGGAACAAGAUCAUUGUUGUGAUACAGUUGACCUGACAAUACAUUUUUAUUUUUAAAUUUAAGAUUAUCAAGCUAAUUGUAUAUAGUUUCAACAAGCAAGUUCUAAAAAGUAGGUUCUAUAUUUCACAAUUUUUUUCUGUGUUUUUAAGCAAUAUCUUCAACUCUUUGAAGCAUGCUAUUUUUGUUUUCAUUGAUAUUUAAUGUAAAGACUGUCUCUUAUAUUUUAAAAUCAACUUCCCAUUUGUAGUUGAGCAGUGAAAUUGUGUAUUCAAAGUAAAAUAAAAUUAUCCCCACCGAAUUUGCUCACUGGUUUAUCAUAUUUAAAAUCUCAUAUAAAUGUAAACUAAUAUAAUAUUAGCUUUAUCUUUGAAGAAAGUAUUUUGUUAAGACAUACACAGCACAAACAUCUACUUAACUCAAUUUGUACUUAUCUAUCUGUAUGUUCAUAAUUUAUUGUAAUAACAAUUAACAUUACAUAUCAGUUUAGCAAGUAUAGAUUUAAAUAGACUUUACUUUUAAAGGUUUUUUUACAAAUAUGUCAAUAUAUUUAUAAUUUUUGCUUAUAAAUUUAAGUCUAUAAUUAUGUACAACCUUUAUUCAACAGAGCGUAAUGUGGUUGAAACACCACUCAAAUAUUAAACAACACUAGUAUGAUUUUGUUGUAAAAUACAAUGUAAUUUAAUACAAACUUUGUAAAGGAGGUGGCAUUAUCAUAUUUAUCCAAAAAUAAUAAAUGCAUUUUGUAUGCUUUGUUUUGUUUUUAUGCUAAUGUAAAUUGUAGUGUAGUCUUAAAUAUUGUUUAGCUUACUUGCCAGUAUUGUGACUUACUCAUUAGGAACCAAACUAUACCCACAACUUAAAAAGCGAGUAGCACAAAAAAAAUAUAAGUAUUAUUUAUAAUUCUUGCUAACUAGUGUGUAUUGGGAGGGAA
Achroia grisella is the source of this 2435-nucleotide messenger RNA. RefSeq names its product transmembrane protein 170A. The record is from RefSeq and is a predicted model, not a curated record. The coding region runs from base 340 to 738 and encodes 132 amino acids. The transcript has a single exon. NCBI's taxonomy places the organism in Eukaryota, Metazoa, Arthropoda, Insecta, Lepidoptera, Pyralidae.